Entrophospora candida is the source of this 2364-nucleotide messenger RNA. NCBI's taxonomy places the organism in Eukaryota, Fungi, Glomeromycota, Glomeromycetes, Entrophosporales, Entrophosporaceae. The record is from the annotation of a GenBank genome assembly.
AUGUCAUCAAAAAGAUUAGCUGAUGUUUACGGUAUUUACAAUUCUUGUACAAAUGUAACAUCAAACAUCUUGAAAAUUCAACGAAAGAAUGCAGAAAUUUUUAUAAAGACAUCCAAUUGGAAAUGGUCAAUAAAUCAUCUGCAAAAACCGCCAAAUUAUAAUAAAUCAGAUGAUGAAAAAAUAUUUGAAAUAGAAGAAAAAGAAAAUAAAAUUGAUGUUAAUGUUGUUGAUAAUAGUUUAGAUAUUGAUAAUAAUAAUCCAUCAGAUCAGAUACAUAAAAAUGUUCUCAAAGAAUCAAAAAUCCCAACAACAAGAAUCGGUAGAUUAUUUCAUUAUGGUGGUUUGGCUGUAGGGAUAGGAAUUGGCGCAGCAGGUGAAACCUUAAGAAGAGUGACAGGAAAUUCAAAAUCUCAAGAUGGUUCUGUGUUAAUAAAUGAGGCAAAUAUUAAUCGUCUGGUUAAUAGAUUGUCCAGAAUGAGAGGUGCAGCUUUGAAAUUAGGACAAAUGUUGAGUAUUCAAGAUAAUGAUAUGUUACCGGAACAAUUGGAAAACUUACUUUUACGACUUCAAAAUAGUGCUAAUUACAUGCCUAAUUGGCAAAUGGAGAAAGUGAUGGCGAAAGAAUUGGGUAAACAUUGGCGCCAAUAUUUUAUGAAAUUUAAUCAAAUACCAAUUGCAGCAGCAUCAAUUGGACAAGUACACAGUGCAGAAUUGAUAGAUUCCAAGAUUCCAGUGGCCAUAAAGGUUCAAUACCCAGGUGUUGUUGAAUCAAUUGAUUCAGAUUUAAAAAAUCUAAGAACUUUAGUCAUAUUAAGUAAUUUAUUACCCAAAGGACUUUACCUUGAGAAUACAAUUAAAGUGGCUAGAAGAGAAUUGGCGUGGGAAACUGAUUAUGUGAGAGAAGCUGAAUGUAUGGAGAAGUUUGAUGAGUUAUUGAAAGAUGAUAAAGAUUUUGUUGUACCAAAAGUUUAUAAAAAUUUAUCAGGAAAUAUGGUGUUAACGUCUGAACGAAUGAUGGGCGAACCAUUGGCAUAUGCUAAUAAUUAUAGUCAAGAAUUGAAAGAUCAAAUUGAAUUGAUUGAUUUUGGUGCAAGUAGAAGUUUUGAUCAAAAAUUCACUGAUUUAUAUUUGCAGAUUUUAAAAGCUGCAAUCAAAGGAAACAAAGAAGAUUGUAUACAUUAUUCUGAACAAUUAGGAUUUCUAACCGGAUAUGAGACUGAGGCAAUGAAAGAUGCACAUGUUGAAUCAAUAUUAACAUUAGGAGAACCAUUUACAAAAUCAUUAUAUGAUUUCUCAAAACAAACUAUUACUCACAGAGUCAGGAAUCUGAUACCAACAAUGUUAAAAUAUAGAUUAACACCACCACCUGAUGAAACUUAUAGCCUACAUAGAAAAUUAUCCGGCGCUUUUCUAUUAUGUGCUAAAUUAAACUCAAAACAGUGUAACAUUCGUUUACAUAAUAAAAUAACGUUGAUUGAUAACAAAUUUUUUCAUGAAAAAAUGUCUACUAUUACUAAAAUUGAAAACCAUGAAAAUGCUUCAAAAGAAAUAAUGGCAAAUCAAGAUUUUGCCGAAGAAAAUAUUUCAGACGAUAAAAAUGAUAACGAAGUAACCGCAGCAACAGGGGGAGGAACAACAACAUCGGAAAAAUCAAAAAUAGAAAAGAUAUUGCCGCCCGAUUCAAUGGCAGGAGAAGAAAAAUCAAAUGAAAAAGAAAUAAAAAGAAAUCUUGAAAGAAUAUUAUGGGAAGAAAAUUGGGAAAAAACAGUUAAAAAUAUAAAAAUUGCAGAACCCACGCUUCUCAAUGCUACUAAUAAGAUUAUCAACACACCAACAUCAACUGUAGAUAAUAAUCCAUCUUUGAAUGACGAGGAUACAUCAAUGAAAUCAGAUUAUGGUACAGAAAAAGAUCAAAUAAAUUGUCCAUUCUACAUUAAAACUGGAGCUUGUAGAUAUGGAGAACAAUGUGGUAGAAUUCAUCCAUAUCCAGAAAUAAGUAAUACUAUUCUAAUUAAAAAUAUGUAUGAAGGGAUGCCAAUUCAGUUAGCAGACGAAGAUAAUGAUGAUAAUUUGGAGGCAAAAAAAGCAUUAGAAUCUAUAAAUGGAAGAUGGUAUGCUGGUAAACAAUUAAGAUAUGAGUUUUGUCCUGUUACAAAAUGGAAACCUGCAAUAUGUGAUUAUAAGGAUAAGAAAAGGAGGAGAAGUAGUAGUAGCAGUAGUGAUAACAUCAAUAAUAAGAAUAGUAGGAGUACUAAGCAUAAGAGUCAUGAAAACAAAGAUAAAGUUUCAUCACCUGUUUACACCCCAAAAUCACCAAAUUUCUCUUCGAUUGGAUUAUCGAAAAUCGAUGAAAUUAAUAUUUAA